Triticum dicoccoides is the source of this 825-nucleotide messenger RNA. RefSeq lists its product as uncharacterized. The transcript has 3 exons. The record is from RefSeq and is a predicted model, not a curated record. Bases 239 to 589 code for a protein of 116 amino acids. Lineage: Eukaryota; Viridiplantae; Streptophyta; Magnoliopsida; Poales; Poaceae.
GUCGAUCUCCUUGCUCCGCCCAGUCACCGUCCACACACAUUUCCUUGGAGUUUUGCAGAGACCACCCCUCCCUCCCUCCUCUCUCAUCCGAUCCAAGCUACGAGUAGACAAGUCCCGCACUGUGCUGUGGUGCUCCAUCUAGCCAGCUUUUCUUGCUCAGCUUAGCUUCCAAAUCUGCUCCACAGCUCCGGCGGCACAAGAGGAAAAUAUCCGUGAGUCCGCGAGAGGGAGAUCGUCCAUGGAGAAGGACAGCCACAAGGAGGGGGAGGGGGCGACGGCGUGGAUGACGGUGCCGGCGUUCGGGGACUGGGACAUGAAGAACGGCGCCAUGCCGGACUACUCCAUGGACUUCUCCAAGAUCCGGGAGAUGCGCAAGCAGAACAAGAAGGAGCUCUCCCGCGCCAGCCUCGGCGGCGACGACGACCUCCUCGCCCACCACAAGCAGCACCACCACCAGCAGCAGCCCGCCGCCAAGGCUCCCCAGCAGCCCACCAAGCUCGGCGCUCCGGCCAAAGACCACGGCCGCGACCACUCGCCCACCGGAAGGAAGAGGUUCCUGAGCUAUUUCCAGUGCUGCAUCAAGGCCUGAAGACCGGCUGCUGCCACCGCCCUCCGUCGAGGUACCGCAGCAUGAAGCGGCUUAGCAAAUUUAGCCUAGGCUCCUUUGGUGUUUGGUCAAGCUUGCAAUGAACGAAAUGUGUAAUAUAAUUCCACGCCCUGACGCUACCUGUUUAGAGAACCAGACGGUUUUAUGUGGGGAACAGAUUGCUUGUGAAUGUCAAGGUUACUAUCUUGCCUAGUAGUAAUAAUAUUCACUGAGAGAAA